Molecule: messenger RNA, 453 nt
Organism: Strongyloides ratti
Lineage: Eukaryota; Metazoa; Nematoda; Chromadorea; Rhabditida; Strongyloididae
Exons: 2
Coding region: 1-453 (150 amino acids)
Source: RefSeq, a predicted model, not a curated record
AUGAAUUUUAACGAAGAUUUAUACCAAGACUUGAAAGCAAAAUAUGUUAAUGCUAGUUUAAAAUUAUCUUUGAGCCGUAAUGAACGUAUUAAUGCUUAUGAUAAGUUAUUAGAAGAACAAAACUAUGUAUAUAAAGAAUUACCAGAAAAAUUGGCAGAUGGUAUUAUAGAAAAUAUUGAAAAAGAACAUGCCUAUAAAAUGUCAAUCAAAGCUAAUAAAAAAAUGAAGGAAGAACAGGAACGUUUAUCAAAGGAAAUUGAAAUUCUUGAAGAUGAAAAGAAAACUCUUGAGAAGGCUGUAAAUGAAACUAUUGGGCGUACUAAUAAACUUGAAGAAACAUUAAGAGAAGUAAAUGGUGAAAUUCAAAAGCUUCAAGAAGAAAAUGCAUUAAUAACAGAAAGUUUAAGAAAUGAAAUUCAAAGAGCUCAAUCUGUUAUUAUAUCAAAAAAAUAA